AUGCGCAUUCACUCCGCCCCCUCCUUCGGCGCCGACAUCUUCGGACCCAACAAGCCGAGCUCAUCCGCCAAGGCUACGCCGCGGCCGUACGCUGCCACCCUGCCCGAGGGGAGCCAAUACGACUUUGGUGCUGAUGUGUUCGGAUCGGACCCGAAACACUCGAUCGCGGACGACCAAUCUGAGGCAUGUGUCACUGGUGCGUUGGCUCUGUCUCUAGCACAGCUGACGGCAGCCCGCGAGUCAAUCACGCCGCCAGGCGACAAGCUCUCAACGACACCUGAGCCUUCGAGUUCGCCCGCCCUCGCCCCCCUGUCCCCACCCCUCUCGCCAGCCAUGCAGGCACUGUCACUGAAAGAGGCUGAGAAGCUGCGCCGUACACGGGAGGCCGAGGCUGAGGCCAGGCGCAAGGCGGAGCUGCGUGAGCUGCACUCGAAGCACAAGCUGGAGCGUGAGCGGGAGAAGCAGGAGGCAAAAGAAGAGCGUGAGCGCGAGAAAGAAAUACUUCGUGCGACGAAGGCGAGGGAGAAGCUCGUCGCCCGCGAGAUUAAGGAGCGGGAGAAGGAGGAGCGUCGAGCCCGACGUCGCUCCCGCGGAAGCCGGUACGAGGAGGACAAGGAAGAGAAGAAAGAGAAGGAGGACGACGAGUCUCUCUUUUAA
Messenger RNA from Trichosporon asahii var. asahii CBS 2479, 657 nucleotides. RefSeq lists its product as uncharacterized. NCBI's taxonomy places the organism in Eukaryota, Fungi, Basidiomycota, Tremellomycetes, Trichosporonales, Trichosporonaceae. The coding region runs from base 1 to 657 and encodes 218 amino acids. The record is from RefSeq and is a predicted model, not a curated record. The transcript has 2 exons.